AUGUCUGCUCUUGUUGGGUCGGUCACGCCUCUCACAGGUGGUGUUGUGGAGUACCUCGACAAAGAGGGCGCUGAUCGAUUGAGAGCUAGGGGGGGUCCGACGGUUGGCUUGGCAGGAGGGCUCGAGAGCGUGAGGAGCCUAUUCACAUCGCCAGAGAAGCAAAGUGUGGCGAGUCAGGACGGGGCGAUGGAAAAAUUGACGACCACCCAGAAAUUGGUGACGACGCAGAGGCAGCCCAUGAUGAAGGACGUCAACAUCAAUGUCACGAUCUCGAUCCCGACCGGGGUGCAUAUGAGCGCGGCUGAGGAAUCAGAGCAGAGCACCGUCAUCAGAGAGUCCGUUGUGAAGAGCUUCCAGGCAGCUGCGGCGCCCGUUCACACGAUAAGCGCAGCGCAGACGGCCCCACCGGCACCUGCCAAAAGCAAUCCAAGCCCUACUCCUGUGAAGAAACCUGAUGCGGUGAAGCCGGCAGAACCAGUCCGGCCAAAGCCAGCUGGUGUUGUCCCACCAAUUAGGAAGGGGUCCAAGGUGCCGCUGCCGCAAGUGGGGAUUGGGUUGGUUGCAUUGGCGGGGCUGUAUGCGCUGCACAAGGGGCUGUCUGGAAGGAGGCGGGAAACGCCACGGCGAAUCAAUGAUGAAGCUAACCAGGCAAGCGGUGAAGAGGGAUCUGCCAUAGGAAGCGGAGAAGAGGCCAGAACGAACAGCGAGGAACAGCGAACAAAAGAUCAGAAGCUGGCAGAGCGAGCAGGGCUGGGAGCUGGCGAGAAGGGAACUGUCAGUGAGGGCGAAAGCAAAGAAGUGUUUGCCCAAGAGGGGGAGAUGGUCCAGAGUCUGGCUGUUGUGCUGGAAGGACCGGCGCCCAGCCCCACCGCAGGUACAAGUCCUGUGAAGGCCAUGGGUCUGCCUUCGGCUGAAGUGGCAGUCAGCACUCAGCUGCUUGGCAGCCAUCAGCAUUGGAUGAAGGAAUUGAGGCCGGAGGCCAAUGCCACGUUGGUCAACAAUGGAACUGAGGGGUCUCAGGAGAGCCACUCUGAGUUUGUUUCUACAAACCGAGCCAGCGAGCUUGUUGGGACAGGAGAAGGGGGCAGCUUUGUCAUGCAUGCUGAGGUAGCGGAGGAGAGGAGAGAGAGCACUUUGGCUCAGGCAGAGACGGAAGUAGUGAAACGGGUAGACAGCGUUGUCGCAGUCGCAGGGGAAGACUGCGUGCCUGGGAACAGCGAUAUUAAAGUGGUCAAGCAGGAGGUGGAAGCAGCGGGGGAGACAGGGUCGGAAGCAAAGCAGCUGGGAAAGAAGCCACGUGUCAAGAAGCUGAGGAAGCGGCUACGGAGCGUGACAAAGAAGACGGCACAAGAAAGUGAGGCGGAGCCAAGUGCAGACGCGUACCUGGACGGGCCAGUCAAAGCUCUGGAGCUGGCGGGCGAGCAAACGGAGAUUACAGUGGCAGUGCCUGUUGUGGUGAUUGCCAAUGAGGCUGCUGGGGUGGAGAAUGGCGCUUCUGAGGGGUUGGAAGAGUCGAAGCUAGAAAAAGAAGCAGCCGCCAAGGAAGCAAUCAUCUGCGAAGGAAUGGCAGAGGGCGCGAUUGCGGCUGAACCAGCAUUUUUGGCGGUGUAUGGGCCAGGCAAAGCAGGAGUCGAAGUGGAGGCAGCGCUCGUUGAGCAGAACGGAACGGCUCCCGAAAGCGCUUUAGAGGAGGCAGAUGUGGGGUUCCAAGAUGCGGAGAGCUUUUUGGACGAGGGAACAGAGUCCCUUUCCGAAACCGCAGACUCGCUCAUCCAGGUGGUGGACGGGAAGAAAGGGGAGGCCUUGCAGGGGCGGACCUCAGUGGUUUCUGUGCUCGAGAAUGAGGACGAGAUGGAGGGAGACGAGGCCUCAGAUUGGCGGAUGCGGCAAAUUGAGGAAAAAGAGAAGCUCGAAGUGGGCGAUGCGCAGAGGUGGGGCAUCGGGUGGGACUUGGCGGAGGCGCCGGGGCAGUGGAAGACAGACGAGGCGCCGGAGGGGUGGUCGGCUGGUGAUGAUGAUUUUGCGGGGCAGCCAGAAAGACCGGAGGUAGAAGAAACGUGGUCGAUGGCAAGCAAGGCUGUGGAAGACGGAGACGAAGAGAUUUGGAGCUCAACCGUGACGUCACUGCAGGAGGACGGUGACAUCAGCGAGGAGAAGGCCCCGCAGGAAGGAGAAUCCGUGGAGGAGAGCAUUCACACCUCGCCGCAAGAGGCCGUCCUAGAACUGGACACAGCAGUGAUGAGUGUGGGCGUAGGGGCAAUGAGAGGCGCAGGGGCAGAGACUGAGAUUGGGGCCCAAGUCGCAGAAGAUUGGUCGGAUGCGGCGACGUGGCACCUUGCCGUUGAGCCAGAGAGGCUGUCCCUGGAGAAGGACGAAGUCGCCCUUCAGACUGAUGCCGAGUUGCUGGAGGCCGACGCUGCCCUAAGCGAGCUCGACUGUGCCGGCCUAGAGAGGGCAGACAAUCCGCUGCUGAUGACGGAAGGCGCGGCUUUGGAGCUGGCGCUGGAGACCGUUCCUAUUGCAACGGAGUUCUGCGAGUCCCUUGAACUUAGCUUUAAGAAGAUCGAGGAGACUGCCGUCGCGAACGAGCUCGUGGGCUCCUCAGUGGUCGAAGUUGAGCCCGUCAGACAAGAGCCGGUGGCUAUAGUAGCGUCUGAGCCUUACGUGGCAACCGCAGAGAAGGAAACCGUGGCAGAACGUGACGGUUCGGCCGGGCGAGUCCCCUUCUCGGAGGACUUGAGCAACUUCCUGGAAGAGGAGAUGGUGGGAGAACUAGGGGAGGGGGCCACCCCUGAGAACCGGGCAGUGCUCGGGGUGAAAAGCGAGGAGCCAAGCGAAGACUGGACGGAUGGUGUGCUGGUGCCCGGGGGAGAGGACCGGGGGAUCGACUAUGUGGAAGGGGGGUCGCUUUUGAACGGCGUGGAGCUUUUGGCCGGAGGUACGACCGGGUCUAAUGGGGUCAAGGGCGGGGCUGAUGCCUGUGAGCUGAUUGAAGAGGAACUUGUGGGCCAGGCAGCAUCUGGUGCCCUCGUUGAGAAAGAAGAGGAUUUUAUCCUCUCUGCCCUCAACUGCAAGGCCGACUUACCGUUCGACGACCCAGUGAAGGUGCGUACUCUUGCGGUCCGGGGAGAAUGGCCCCUGGUGGCCGCGGGAGAAGCGAGCGGAACCCAGGUCGCCGAAGACCGGCGCCAGGUCGCUCUCCUUCCCCCGGCGGUUGAGAGAAAACCGGCGGAUUCGCCCCGUGUGCUCGCAGAAGAGCCGGCAGCACCGCAGGUCAUUGAGCUGGGAAAGGCGGAUGAUCAUGCUCCGAGUUCCAAAGAGGAUGCCCGGUUCUUCGUCGAGGAACCGGAAGAGUUCGCCCUGGUCUUGGCCGCGGGUGCAAAAUCCCCUCGGGUGGCGGGCGGCGCGGAACCGGAAGAGGUUCGGGUGGUCGAGGUCGAGGUGCCGGAGGUCGAUAAGCACGUCAUCUCCGAGUCACUGAAGAAGCGAGAGGUGUGGGCGAGUCUGCCAGCGCCGGAAGAUGACGUCAGCAGCGUGGGAACCAAGCUCGGCGCGGCAGGUGCGGAAGUUCCUGACGACACCGAGAAGAUCUGCGUCGGCGGAUCGAGCGAAGGGCUGAAAGAUGGGCCAGACGGCGCAGGACUACAUAAAGGAGUGGGGAAGAGGGAUGGAAAGAAGUCUCAGGACAAGCUAAAAGAGGGCAAGAGCGGAGAAGAUAAGCGAGUCGCAUCGGGAAAGGGCGGGCGCGUAGGCCUGGAUUGGCAGCUGAACGGUCUGGUGCUGCCCGCAAACGCCGUCGAGGUCCUCUUGGCGGGAGGGAAAACCGUCCAAAGCGCGGAGGUCGACUCUACUGGGCGAUCGGAGAAGCCGGGGCUCGCACUCAAGGUGUCUAAAAACCCGCUGUACGACGCCGACGUGUGCCCCUCACCCGGGGCCAAUGCCCCGGGGCUGUCCUUGGUGCUGGCGGAGAGUCCCCGGCUGACGGCCCCAACCACGGUCUCCUUCGUGGCGCGCAACGCGGCCGCGCCUGUCGAAACGCGCGCGCACAAAAUGGCCGAAGCGGAGACCGGGAAGGUCCAGACGAGCGGCACUGGGGUGGAGAAAGGCAAAGCGAAGCGCCGUUCGGGCGCUAAAAGGAAGGAGGUGAAGUUCUUGGAGAUGACGAAAGUGGAAAGCGAGGUUUUGAACGAGGUUGGGGGCCGAGCCCUCCACGUGGACGUUUGGGGUUGGUGGGACAGCCUGGCGUGCGAGAGGACAGCGGCCGUGAUUGUGAUUUUGUGGGUGAUUGCGCUGAUCGUGGCCGUGCUGGCGUAUCUGGAGCGGGAACGGAGCGGGGCAGCAGGGAAGCCCGUGCCGACGUGA
This is a messenger RNA of Klebsormidium nitens, 4362 nucleotides long. The record is from the annotation of a GenBank genome assembly. Lineage: Eukaryota; Viridiplantae; Streptophyta; Klebsormidiophyceae; Klebsormidiales; Klebsormidiaceae.